Ailuropoda melanoleuca (giant panda) is the source of this 3907-nucleotide messenger RNA. RefSeq names its product fibrosin (gene FBRS). The transcript is spliced from 20 exons. NCBI's taxonomy places the organism in Eukaryota, Metazoa, Chordata, Mammalia, Carnivora, Ursidae. The record is from RefSeq and is a predicted model, not a curated record. The coding region runs from base 1 to 2688 and encodes 895 amino acids.
AUGUACUUGACUUGCACAGAGCACCCUUCGUCCGGAGAGCGGCCCGGAGGCCCGAGACGACGGCGGCCCCGUCCCAGGCCUCCGCGACCCCGAGCUCGGAAGCGGCCUGCCGGCUCGGGCAGCCGCGGGGAGGAAGAGGAGGAGGAGGAGGAGGAGGGGGGCGCAGACGACGGGGAGGCCGAGGAGGAGCCUGAGGAAGAGGAAGAAGAGGAGGAGGACUUGAUCGAUGGCUUCGCCAUCGCCAGCUUCGCCAGCCUUGAGGCCUUGCAGAAGGAUGCAUCUCUUCAGCCUCCAGAGCGACUGGAACAUCGGCUGAAGCAUUCUGGGAAGCGGAAGAGGGGGGGUUCCAGUGGGGCCACUGGGGAGCCAGGGGACAGCUCUGAUCGGGAGCCUGGCCGGCCCUCUGGGGAUCGGGCCCGAAAAUGGCCCAAUAAGCGGAGAAGGAAAGAGGCCUCCUCCCGUCAUUCUCUGGAAGCUGGAUACAUAUGUGAUGCAGAAAGCGAUCUGGACGAGAGGGUCUCCGAUGAUGACCUCGACCCAUCCUUUACUGUCUCAACCAGCAAAGCCUCGGGCCCCCACGGCGCCUUCAAUGGGAACUGUGAAGCAAAACUCUCCGUAGUCCCUAAAGUGUCGGGCCUGGAGCGGAGCCAGGAACAGCCCCCAGGGCCCGACCCGCUGCUAGUGCCUUUCCCCCCGAAGGAACCACCGCCUCCACCGGCCCCUCGGCCUCCUGUCUCACCCCCUGCACCCCUGCCGGCCGCCCCCAGUCUGCCACCCCCACCCCAGCCCCAGCUGCAGCUUCGGGUCUCGCCCUUCGGCCUCCGCACUUCUCCCUAUGGCAGCAGCCUGGACCUCAGCACUGGCAGCUCUUCACGGCCGCCCCCCAAGGCCCCGGCCCCUCCCGUGGCUCAGCCUCCCCCCUCAUCAUCCUCUUCGUCCUCUUCCUCCUCAUCUGCCUCCUCCUCGUCCGCGCAGCUCACCCACCNCCACCCCUCCUUGUUCUCCCCUGGCCCCACUCUGCCCCCACCCCCACCCCUGCUGCAGGUGCCAGGGCACCCUGGGGCCUCAGCUGCUAACGCCCUUUCUGAGCAGGACCUGAUCGGCCAGGACCUGAACUCUCGCUACCUGAAUGCCCAGGGUGGCCCCGAGGUGGUGGGGGCAGGGGGCUCGGCCCGGCCCCUGGCCUUCCAGUUCCACCAGCACAACCACCAGCACCAGCACACCCACCAGCACACCCACCAGCACUUCACCCCUUAUCCCCCGGGCCUGCUGCCACCUCACGGCCCCCAUAUGUUUGAGAAAUAUCCAGGAAAGAUGGAAGGCCUUUUCCGGCAUAAUCCGUACUCGGCCUUCCCUCCCGCAGUGCCCGGCCUACCUCCGGGCCUCCCGCCGGCUGUCUCCUUUGGCUCCCUGCAGGGGGCCUUCCAGCCCAAGAGCACGAACCCCGAGCUGCCACCACGACUGGGGCCAGUGCCAAGCGGGCUUCCCCAAAAGGGGACACAGAUCCCCGACCAUUUCCGGCCGCCUUUGAGGAAACCAGGGAAGUGGUGUGCCAUGCACGUGCGCGUGGCUUACAUGAUCCUGAGACACCAGGAAAAGAUGAAGGGCGACUCCCACAAGCUUGACUUUCGGAACGACCUCCUGCCCUGCCUUCCGGGGCCCUAUGGGGCCCUGCCCCCUGGGCAGGAGCUCUCCCACCCGGCCGCCUCCCUCUUCACUGCGACUGGUGCCGUCCACGCUGCAGCCAACCCUUUCACGGCAGCUCCCGGGGCCCACGGACCCUUUCUGAGCCCCAGCACCCACAUUGAUCCCUUUGGGCGUCCCACAAGCUUCGCCUCCUUGGCUGCCCUCUCCAACGGGGCCUUUGGAGGCCUGGGCAGCCCUACAUUCAACUCCGGCGCCGUCUUUGCCCAGAAAGAAAGCCCAGGGGCCCCACCAGCCUUCGCCUCCCCCCCAGACCCAUGGGGCCGCCUGCACCGCAGUCCUCUGGCCUUUCCUGCCUGGGUCCGGCCCCCUGAGGCCGCGCGGACACCAGGCUCAGACAAGGAGCGGCCUGUGGAGCGGAGGGAGCCCUCGAUCACCAAGGAGGAGAAAGACAGGGACCUCCCCUUCUCCCGGCCCCAGCUCCGAGUGUCUCCCGCUACUCCCAAGGCCCGGGCUGGCGAGGAGGGGGCCAGGCCGGCCAAGGAAUCCGUGCGGGUGAAGGAGGAGCGGAAGGAGGAGGCCGCCGCUGCCGCUGCCGCCGCCGCUGCCGCCGCCGCUGCCGCUGCCGCCGCUGCUGCCGCCGCCACCACCGGGCCCCAGGGCCUUCACCUGCUGUUUGAGAGGCCCCGGCCACCCCCCUUCCUGGGCCCUAGCCCCCCAGAGCGCUGCGCUGGCUUCCUGGAGCCAACCUGGUUGGCAGGGCCCCCUCGCCUGGCCAGGCCGCCCCGCUUCUACGAGGCCGGCGAGGAGCUGACUGGACCCGGGGCCGUGGCCGCCGCCCGCCUCUACGGUCUGGAGCCCGCCCACCCCCUGCUCUACAGCCGCCUGGCGCCUCCGCCGCCGCCCACCGCGGCCCCGGGCACCCCCCACCUUCUCAGCAAGACCCCCCCGGGAGCCCUUCUGGGGGCACCACCUCCACUCGUGCCCGCCCCCCGGCCGAGUUCCCCACCUAGGGCCCCCGGCCCCGCGCGGGCUGACAGGUGAGGGGAGGGGAGGGGCGGGGGCCAAGCUCCAUCCCCCCUUUCCUUUUGACAAGGUCCUAGAGCUGAGGUUUCAAGCCAGGGCUGGAGGGCAAAGGUCAUGACCUCACCAGCCACUUCUGAGGUCGUGGAACCUGGGAGCAGAAGCCCCAACCCCCACAAGAUCAAGCGUCAGAUGGACCCUGGGGUCACUGGGAGGGUAGAGGUCACAAGCCUCUAGAGAGAGGGGUGUGUGUGUGAGUGUGUGUGUAUGUGUGUACAUGAGAGGUGAGAGUGGGGGUCAUUUCAGAGGUCAUAGCUCAUGAUCUUCUGAGGUACACCAUCGCCCCCUCUGAGGGCCCCUAGGCCCUUGGCCUGCCUCCCCAAGGGCUCACUAAGCCAGAGGCCAAAGUGCCCCCCCUCCCCUUCACCUACCACCCAAGUCCUCAUGCCCUCUCCGGGCUGGGGGAGGAGGGGCUAACGGAAGGGGGGUUCCAUGUACAUAUUUAUCUCCCCUUCCACAUAGCCCCCCAGACCUUUUGUACAUUUUUACAGGGGUGCCCCUCCCAAUAAUCCCCCUUCCUGGUUAAUUAAAUCCUCAGACUGGUGCUGUGUUCCUAGCCUCUGGCCUCUCUGUGGGGGGGAGGGGGGAUGGUAGAGGGAAGAGCUGGGAGGGGACAGGCAGGAACCCAGGGCUUAUCCCUGGGAAUAUGGAGUCAGCAGGAGACAGAGCAACAGGGGAAGGGACCUGGGUACCUAGGCUGGAAAGAAGGGCAAAUGCUUCCUGCUUGGCUGACAGCCCAGGUCCCCCCCCUACUUGUUCCUGUUACCUCUGUGUGCCACCAUCCCCAAAAGGCUCAAUCUCUAGGCUUCAGACUCCACCUCUUAGUGGCUCAGUACCCCUACCCCAUUUCCAAGUGCCCCCAGGACUCCUGGGCCCUGCCCUCCAGAACCCUGUUCCCCAGAACCCUGCCCUAGGCUGGGGGGGUGGGCAGAGAAGGUCACCAUGUACCACACACCAAAGAAGGGGGUCGGCCCGGGGGUGGGCCACACAGGCAGCUUCUUCAGCAGCCUCUCGGCGGCAGUCCCAGCCUUCCCAAAGCAGCAGGCGCCCCCAGGCUGGGGCCCAACCUAGAAGGCAGGGGUCAGUUUAACAAAAACAUAACGUUGACUUUUUUCCCCGGUGGGGCUUAUUCUGUAACAUGACUUGCGGAUAUUUAUAUAAAAAUGAGUGUUACAAUGAG